This is a messenger RNA of Neocloeon triangulifer, 1408 nucleotides long. RefSeq lists its product as uncharacterized. Bases 175 to 714 code for a protein of 179 amino acids. The record is from RefSeq and is a predicted model, not a curated record. Lineage: Eukaryota; Metazoa; Arthropoda; Insecta; Ephemeroptera; Baetidae. Gene Ontology annotation, molecular function: protein binding. The transcript has 7 exons.
UUUUCUUGUUCCGUGUGCGACCCGCGAGGCGCGAAGUGAAAUACAUAAAUAACACACACACAUUCACACACCACACACCAAAACCAAACCAAGGACCAAGGAAAUAUAGUGAGUUAUAUUCUCUUUACUUGAUAACUUGAAUUAAGUCGUCGCUGACCCAGGCUGCAGAUAAUCAUGCCGCCGAAAGCUAAAAAGCAGAAAGUGGAUGAACCACAGAUUUUGCAGAAGUGCAAACACUGCAUUCACUGCAACCCCAAGAAAAGGAAGCCACUGGAGCCUGAUAGUGCUGAAUUCUAUGGGAACAAAGGAUACAGGAAGGGUUUCAAGGCUGACAGAUACUAUGCUAGGCAGCACAAAGCUUACAUGUUUGUCAAGAGAGGACCUUUCAAGUGGACCAAAAUCCACUUUGCUGUUUGGAGGAAUGAUCUGCGCGCUGUCGAGAAGUUUGUGGAGUUCCACCAAACUGAGAAGCCUGAGGUGUUGCUGCAAACAGGCCAGUGGGGUGAAACGGCUCUGCAUUUGGCUUUGAGAAUGCAAAGGUCUCCUGAAAUGAUCAAAGAGCUGCUUCGAGGCAAUGGAAAAGAUGCAGUCAAUAUGAAACUGGAGGAGUACUACUUCAAAGACAUUGAUCAGAUGAUUUGUGGUAUGGACUUUGCUACUAUCCAAUCCACGAGGCUGUCAAUUACGAGAAGCAAAGUGAUGCUUUUGAGGUGACCAAACUGCUGAUUAAGAAUGGGGCUGAUGUGAACGCCGGUGACUAUAAUGACAUUCGCCCUGUGAGCAUGGCAGCUAUGCAUGGUCAUCACAAAGUGAUUACACUUCUUCUUGAGAAUGAUGCGGAGCCACCAAAAGUAAAUGAGUGCAGUGUUUUCCACUGUGCCGUGAAUUCCAAAAAAACGGACAAAGUGGUCAUCAAAUGCCUGCAAAGCCUCUUUUCCAAAGACCCAACUAUUGUCAACUGGAAGGAUGAGAGGUAUGAGAAAACCGCUCUUCACACUGCCUGCGAAAACAUGAAAGCCAAAGCGGCUAAGUUUCUGUUGACGUCUGGAGCUGAUCCAAGUGCCAAGAACAAGAAAGGGCGAACUCCUUUGGAUGUUGUUGGGAAGGAAUGCUGGCCAAAACUUGAUGAGGAAAAGCGAAAGGAAGCAAAUAGGAUGUUCAAAAGCAUUUUCAAGAGCCAUGCGGCUGGUACACUCAAAGUGAAUCUGCCUUCUUCAGACAGUGAAGAUAGUGAUUUUGAUGAUGACACUGAUGGCAGUGACUACUCUUACAAUUAUGUAAACACUGAUGAUAGUACUGACAAAGACUCAGACGAAGGCAAUGAAGACUCUGAUGAACGUGAUUCUGAUGAUGAAGAUCAAGGAGUUGUUAAUAGCUGCUAUUCCCAUUAAUUUUAUAUCUCAUGAAU